CUGCACCUGUGACCUACAGCACAGCUCACUGGUGACGCUGGAUCCUUAACCCACUGAGCAAGGUCAGGGAUCCUCAUCCUCAGGCACCCACAUCCUCCUAGAUACUAGCAGGGUUCAUUACCAGUGACCAACAAGAGGAAUUCCCUAGAAACUAUUUUUAAUCUCCAUUUUAUAAAUGGGAACAUUAAGGCACAGAUCAUUUAGGUUACUUUUGCCCAGUCACACAGCUAAUAAAAUGUGAAGCAAAAAAUUUGUAUUCAAACAGCUGCAGCUCAUAAACACAAAACAGAAGUCUCUCUUUAGGUGGCGCACUCAAUACAAAGCUAGGUACAUAAUAACCAUUCAAUUAUUUUUACAUAAACAAAUAAAAGUAGACAAGAGUCUGGCACUCAGCUCUCAACGUUAAACCUUAUCUCUUUUUCUACACUUUUCAGUUCAUUUACUCUUCUCCCUAUUACCAUGGAUCACCUGGCUUUUUCUCAAACCACCCUUUCAAAUCAGAGCCUCUUGGCUACUCUCUUCCUGUAACUGCAUUCCAUCCUGGGCUCAACUCAAAUUUCUAAAUAUUUCCAGGGCUUUAAAACGUCAGUGUAAGCUGUAUUCCAAUUUUUAAUUUUGAUUAGGGAAGAGCAUCCUAAAAACAAAAUAGUUUCCAAUUUAACCAAGCCCCAAUGCAAGUUUCAUUUUUAAAUUAUGUCAUUUAUUUAUCAUGUAUUAUGCUCAGUCGGAUAGAGAUUCUUCUAAAAGUCACAUAUUUACACUUUAUAAUUUUAAAUAAACCCUGUACUGGGAUAACUACCAGAAGUGAAUGCUAUGCUAGGGAGCGUUCAAAAAAUAUCAAUGAGGACAAAAAGGCUUCUUGUGGGACUGUGAGCUCGCUGAGGUAGCUCCUGGCCCCUUGGGAUUGUCAAAGAAACCUUGUCCAUCGGACUGGCCUGGACACAGGAGCGUGUUUGGUGGGUACAUGAAGUCGCUGUGGCCCGAAGGGACACCAAGCCACGCCCCGCGGCCGGGAGUCACCCGGAAGCCCAGGUACACCUCGGGGCCCCAGGAGCUGAGCCAGACAAGACUCCUCUCUUCCUAAUCAAGAGUUCCGAACUCUGCAGGUCUUGGAGCUGCCUACGUUAGUGCCAUUGCUGUAGAAAAUACCAUGAAUAGACUGGUGGCAGAGACCUUGACACUGCUCUCCAUUCAUCGAACUCUGCUGAUAGGCGAUGGGAACUUGAUGAUUUCAACUCCUGUACAUACAAAUCACCAACUAUGCAUUGAAGAAGUCUUUCAGGGAAUAGACACGUUGAAGAAUCAAACUGCACGAGGGGAUGCCGUGGAAAAACUAUUCCAAAACUUGUCUUUAAUAAAAGAAUAUAUAGACCGCCAAAAAAAAAAUUGUGGAGGGGAAAGAUGGAGAGUAACGCAAUUCCUGGACUACUUGCAAGUUUUUCUUGGUGUGAUAAAUACCGAGUGGACAAUGGAAAGUUAAGACCAAACUGUCUUACCGAAGCAAAAGAUUUUUGAGGAGGAAAAGGAUGUUUUUACUUCAACAAGAGUGAAGGCCAACCAAGGGGGGGGCCUUAAUGUGCAGUGUAAUUAAACUUCAAAGUCAAAGUAAAUAUUUCAGGCAUACUGCUACUGUAUCACCUCACAAGGCAGAAAGCAUAAACUUUUUGAGAUAUAUUUCAGACAUCAGAAUCACUGAAGUAUUUUCUACCAGUUUGCUCUGGUAAAAUAGACAAAUACUUUUAUCUAUAUUAUUUAAUGUAAUGUCUGUUAACUUAUUAUUUAUGAAAUGAUUGAGAAUUUGGAAAGUUAAUAUUUAUUUCUUCUUAGGCUGUGUUCCAAUAAAACAAAAACAGACAACUGUA
This is a messenger RNA of Sus scrofa (pig), 1862 nucleotides long. The record is from RefSeq and is a predicted model, not a curated record. NCBI's taxonomy places the organism in Eukaryota, Metazoa, Chordata, Mammalia, Artiodactyla, Suidae.